AUGAAUACCAACCAACAAGCGGUAUGCUUAUGCCCUCUUUCUACUUGCACAGCGCCCCCAGACACCCUGACACCAGCAGCUCUCGAAACCUACUUUGCCCGCUCCCUCGGCUUCUCCCUCCUGGCCCUGGGCCUGAUCAUCCUCCUCCUCUCCGGCGCCCUGCCCCUCGCCGCGACCGACGCCUCCCACCCCGAGGGUACGGCCUCCCCAUACGCCGACGCUGCCGUCUCCGUCUCGGCCUUGCACCAUGCCACGAGCGCCUUCUACUGCUACAGCCGCUGGCUGCAUACCGGCCAGACGGCGAGCGUCAUGGGCUGCCUCGGUAGUGGGGUGUUCGCCGUUUUCGGACUCUGGUUCGUCAUGUUCGCAGGGAGCAAGGGGCGUCACAGCAAGAGGACGGGAUUCGACAAGGACACGAGCGGCUUCCCGUUCAAGAACAGCGAGGCGUACCGGAAGAAGAAGAAGGGCCUCUGA
This is a messenger RNA of Verticillium alfalfae VaMs.102, 474 nucleotides long. RefSeq lists its product as hypothetical. Lineage: Eukaryota; Fungi; Ascomycota; Sordariomycetes; Glomerellales; Plectosphaerellaceae. The record is from RefSeq and is a predicted model, not a curated record. The transcript has a single exon. The coding region runs from base 1 to 474 and encodes 157 amino acids.